Molecule: messenger RNA, 1661 nt
Organism: Eupeodes corollae
Lineage: Eukaryota; Metazoa; Arthropoda; Insecta; Diptera; Syrphidae
Exons: 4
Coding region: 586-1605 (339 amino acids)
Biological process (GO): positive regulation of Rho protein signal transduction
Molecular function (GO): actin binding
Source: RefSeq, a predicted model, not a curated record
UUUCUUCAACCAACCCAACAGAAAAGAACUGUACCAACAACGCACUCAAUUAAUUUAUUUAUUUUUAUUUCCCCAUAAAAGUAUCUUUUACGAGUCUACUUUGUUCAUUUGUGAAACGCGGAAAAACAGUCUAACAAAAGCGGCGCAAAAAUAGAAAGAAAGAAAUAACAAAAAAAAAACAGCCUUUUGCAAGAAGUGUUUAUAAAGAUAUAAAGUGCGUCAAUUAAACGUGAAAUAAAAGAAAGAUACAAUAAAAACAGAAAAUCAAUUUCAAAACAAACGGCAGUUAUUUAACGGAGACGGAGAUAUUAAGUGUAUAAAUCGUAACAUUUGAAUUGAUUUGAUUUGAUUCGAACGUGAUUGAUUUUUGUAUCACAUUUCCGCACAUCUCGCAGAUACGUAGUAAAGUGCGUAACCGAAAUUGAAAAGAAAACAAAGAUCAUAAAAAGGCAGUUCAGUGUGUAAAAAAAAGAAGAUUUUCUGGGAAAGCAUUUUACUGCCCUAGUUUUACAAAAGAAGGUCUAAUUUUGUGUUGUUAUCUUGAAAGAAAAUUUUAUAUCAAUAAAAAUAACUAUUUAAUCAAAAAUGGCUGAUGUGUCACAUGAACUCGGAGCAUUAAGAUUCGUGGUGGAAUCACCUCUAUCAUCAAAAGUUGCAAUGUUCAACAACGCUGUAUCAAAACACCAAGAAUCACAGCAUUUAAAUCCAUUCUCACAAACCGGUGGCCUUCCCAAACCAACUUUCAAGAAAGGCGAAUAUGGAAGACCUUUAGCUGGAAGCUUGACAGAACAACGUGGUCAAAAAGCCAACAUUCAUGUUCUAAAGGAAAUGCUUGAACUUUGCCAAAUCAUUGAUUCUGAAGGUUACAAUGUGAAGGAUGAACCUGAAAUGAAAGUCAUUCCAUUUGGGGAACUUUUUAACAUCUACACUUACAUUUCUGAUAAAGUUGUGGGAAUUUUACUACGUGCUCGAAAACACAAACUAGUAGAAUUUGAAGGAGAAGUUCUGUUUCAGCAUCGUGAUGAAGAUGUUCCCGUGUUCCUGUUGAAACCCAUUAAGGAAAUUCGUCAAAUUUUGACUGAUAAACAAGAGGAAAUUCGCCGCAGUGUGAGUCCCGCACCUCAGGCAACUUCUGUAAUCAUGGAUCAACAGAAAGUACGCCCAAGUCCAUCGCCAUCGCCAACACCCAAACCAAAGACAAGUUCCACUAAAAAGGCAAAGGAAGAAACUGAAGGUGCCAAGGUAGAAAUUGUUAAACCAAUCGCACAAAAAGCAAAUCCAAUCAUUAAUGUUGAGGAUCAAUCAAAACCUGAAGUUCAAAACAACAUUCAAGUCUUAACUGGUGAGGUCUUGCCUGCUUCAACUGUCCCCGAAACUAUAAUUACUCCUCCAACACCUACAGCAGAAACGGCUCCAGCUGCAGUAGUUGCAUUAUCACCGGCAACUUCUGUCGAAUCAACCUUUACAAUAGUCGAAGAAAAAACUGACGUCAAUAAUAACGAUGAAGCUCCUGCGAUAAUUGUUGCAAAUGAAGUAUCAGCAACUCAGAACCAAUCACCAGCUGAAACAACUUCAACCGCAACCCUUAAUACAGCAAACAUUUAAUUUAUAACUAAACCAUCUACUAAUUUUAAAUAUAGCUUUAAAAAAAAAAAAACAAA